CACACAUACGUGUGUGUGUGGUAACUAGCUGUUAGCUUUAGCUAAUAGCAGUUGGGUGAGCCACUGAGCCAGACCUCUGAAAUGGUUUCACUCAAGCUUCGUUUACGCCAGGAAACAGUGGUUGCUCUUAACAUGAGAGGUUCGCUGAUAAUUUUUUAAGCCUGUCACGAUUUGAUGCCAAAGAGGAUGACGAACUGUACGGACCAUACGUUAGCUAGCCCCAACAGAACAGCCAAGCUCCAGGUGAACUACUGUUGGACAGCCUUCCUUUGCUAGCUGCAUCCUGAGGAGGAAAGCUCUGAGAUUUUACAACGGCUGGAUGCGGAAGGAGGAUAUGAGGCAAGCUCAACAGCUAAUGCUAACUAUGAAUGCUAUUUCACGGGUUCAGUGGAAUGCCAAAGUGCCAAAAAGUGACGCUACUAAUAACCCAGCUUGGCUUAGGGUAGAGAAUAGCAGCUUUGCUACAAAAAAGGUACAAGAAUAUGCAAGGACUUACAACCUCCACUGAGAUCUAUAAAUAUCCACGCCACAGAACUGUUGUCCUUGACACACCAGUCUUGGUCACCAUGCUAUCCACAUUGGAAGUGCCAUCAUAGGCCGUGGCUCAAUCAACUUCAUGGUUUUGGGAUCUUCAGCCUUGGAGGAAGGAUUCCAGCUGUAGUCUAACCCCAAACGGUGAAGAUGGGCUCUCAGGCUCUCCAGAUAUUGAGGCAGGGGGUGUGGGCUUCGCUCACAGGAGGCUGGUAUGUGGACCCCCAUCAGAGCACGUUCUCAAACUGCUUCCACCUAUACCUAUGGAUUUUUCUCCUGGCCUUCCCCUUUCUUCUGUACAUGGCUCUUCCCCCUAGCUUGGUAGUGGCAGGCGUGUACUCUGCUGUGGUAGCAAUCUUUUUUACUGCCAUUAAGGUGGUAAACUACCGACUUCACGCCAUGUUUGACCUCGGUGAGAUUGUCGAGAAGAAGCAGGCCUCUCUCACAGCUGACGCCCCGAGGACAGACGAAGGAGAUGAUGGGUCAGGAGUUCAUGAUGGGAAUCAGCAUAGAGAUAGUCAUGUUGGUGUGGAGAUGACUGUGUUUCGGAAGGUGAACUCGACUCCUCCAGUCCGUUGCAGCUCCCAGCAUUCUCUGUUUGGAUUGAACCAAGUGUCGGAGUUUUUGCCCCAGCUGGAAGAUGCAGGAGGCUCUAAGGAUGUCAAAGAAUUAACACAGGGACAAGGAAGCAACAAUGUAAUCGUGACUUCAGCCCAUCGAGCGAUUAUACGUCAGAGCUCUCAGGACACACAAAGGGUGCCCAGUGCAGUUCAGUCCUGCAUUUCCACCUCUUUGGACUUCCCUGUUCUGACUGGGGUGACGGCGGGACUUGAAGACCCUGGAGGGUGCCUGUCCAUCCCCCCUUCACCUUUAAGUCAAGAAGAUGGAGGGGAGAAGGAGCAGCUGGAGGACUUGCCAAAAAAGUCAACUAAUCAAAACACCAAGGACAAUGGGUUGGGGACCUUCUCUUUACUUGGCCCCUCUGCUGAAUCUGGGAGCUUAGGGGAUACACCCCUUAGUCCUCUUAUUAAGAGCAGUUUAAGUGAGGAGCUGAGUGAAAACCUAAUGGGUCUGGGUCUGGACCCUGGAGCUUUUGCUCCUGGAACUGAGCUCCCAGGCAGCCGCAGUGGGGUGGCGUUAGCUGCUGGGUCCACAGACAGCUGCUUCAGCGCAGGCGGAGCUACCACAGACCGUGAGACACUAAGCACUGUGAGCAGUUACCGCUCUGAGAAAACAGACUCCACUCAGUUAGAAAGUCCUUCAUUGAGCCAGUCACGGCCAACAGAUGGACAGACGCCCGCCUUAGCACCAGUGGUAGAUUCUAAUGUUCUGAACAACACAGAAGACACAACUGGACAGGGUGGCAGUGACACUGACAAUCUGUCAGACAGCGUGCUACUUCGUUCCCCUUCUAAAGAGUUAUCCAUCAGCCAAGGGCUGGACCGGACACUUGUUGAAGAGGAUUUACCCCCUGCACCCUCUGAUAUUGCACAGCCCCCCCUCCAGAACUCUUCCCCUUCAAGUAGUGGCCACUCAGAGGUUUGUGACCUGGACAAAAAAAGCUAUGGUCCUCCUCUCCCGCCGCCACGGCAGGCCAAUUCGGUGCCUUCAGGGCUGGCCCUGGGUCUGGUGUGUUCUGAGCCUGCUUUGCCCAUUUCCUCUACCCCUCUGUUACUGUCUGACCCCCCUGUGCUCCAAGCCCAGCAGGUUGUUCGUCCUAAAGACUUAAAGCUGCUGCGGGCCAGCGGCGGAAGCAUGGGCCACAGACCGGGCAGAAGGAAAGCUCCUAGAAGGCGCACAGGAGCAGGCAGCAGUAGUUUCGACUGUGGUUCUUACAGGCGACACCACAAUCACAGGCAACACAGAGAUUACAUCCCAGUGCGCAGCCGUUUGGGGGCUAAGGCGUACAGCGAAAGUUUAUUUGAAGACUCAACUGAUGAGGACGAUGGCAGUGACAUGAGCGCAGGGUCCAGCCUGGGGUCCCAGCGCAGAUACAGCUCAGACGAGGACAACGACAAUGACGAUGACUCAAGUUCCUCUACCUCUUGCUACUCCUCCGACCUUGCCAACACAGACAUUACAUCCCUUCUCUCCAAUGCUGCUCAACUUCCCCCACAAAGAGAAGGGGAUUUACCCGAACCCUCCGCCCCAUCUCACCCUCGUGCUGCUCAGCGCUCCUCUAGCACAGCGAGUGCCAAGACUCAUGCAAGAGUACUUAGUAUGGACGGGGCUGGUGGCGGCCAGAGCAACGCGGCAACAACUCCUACUACACUUCUUACGAUGCCCUCAACAUCAACCCCAGCUCCUCGCACUCUUGCAAUGUCCAAGUCUGAUCUGGAAGCGAGGACUGUACACGCCGACGGCUUCCCUGGAGGCCAUCAUCAUCGGCUGGAUUCUCUUGGAGGUUCUUGGACUGGCAACCAGAUGGGUUGGAGGGCAGGAGAGCUGGUUGAAGAAGGAGCUGUGGGUGGAGCUCUGGGCCCCGAGGAUGGGAACAAACACGAAUCCAUAACGAGUGUGAAGAGGACCCAGGCAAUACGGCGGAGGCAUAACGCUGGGAGCAACCCUACCCCACCACCUUCAACAAUGGGAUCCCCACCCAGCCUCCAAGACCUUCAGCGAGUUCGAACCUCCUCUCAUUCACGCACCCGCACGCUUCCAUCAGCGUUACAGUUUGCGUCUUCACUCCUACUCCCCCGCAGCGGCAUCCAUGAGGCCUCCACCUUUGACGACACAUCAGAGGGAGCAGUGCACUAUUUCUAUGAUGAAAGUGGAGUGAAGAGAUCCUACACUUUUGGACCUGCUGGUGGUGGCUAUGAGGAUCCAGUACAAGAAAGAGAGAGGCAGUCCCAGUCAUCAAGCUUCACCUCCACUGAAGUUCAGGAUGGAGCACCAGUCCUGUCCAUCCUCCAGCCCAGACCCGUGGUUCUCCAGGGCAUGCAGGUUCGCCGGGUGCCCCUGGAAAUGCCUGAGUUUGAUCUUGAUCACGAAUCCCUCCAAGAAUCUCAUGAAAACACUCUGAUGAUUGAGGAGAAAGCCAAGCCUAAACAGUACUAUCGGUUUUGGGUCCUACCUGGCAAGUGGCUUAGAGUUCGAUACGAUCGACUGGCUCUUCUAGCUCUGUUGGACAGGAAUCGCCGUGUGGGAGAGAACGUGUUUUCUGUGAUGUUGGCUAGCCUGGUGGCCUUCCUGGGAUUUCUUCUUCUGCUACAGGGCUUUUUCAGGGACAUCUGGGUCUUCCAGUUCUGCUUGGUCAUUGCUAGCUGCCAGUACUCUUUACUGAAGAGCGUACAGCCGGAUGCAGCCUCUCCAAUGCAUGGCCAUAACUGGGUCAUUGUGUACAGUCGGCCAGUUUACUUCUGCUUGUGUUGUGCAAUGAUCUGGAUAUUCGACCUGUCGGGACGAGCUGGAAACCUGCAGCCAUUUUCUCUCUAUGGUGUCACCGUCUUCUCUGCGCACUUCCUGCUGUGUGUCAGGGAUAUGCUUAUUGUUUUUGCCUUGUGUUUUCCGGUCAUUUUCCUGUUUGGGUUGCUACCUCAGGUUAAUACCUUUGUGAUGUGUCUGCUGGAGCAGAUAGACAUGCACAUUUUCGGUGGAACUGCCACUACCAGCCCCCUAUCAUCUCUGUUCAGCCUCAUACGCAGCAUAGUGGUGGCAGCUCUGCUGUAUGGAUUUUGCCUCGGCGCCAUUAAUGCCCCCUGGGGGGAUGCCCAUGUGCCAGUUCUGUUCUCUGUGUUCUGUGGUCUACUUUUGGCCUUGUCCUACCAUCUCAGCCGCCAAAGCAGUGACCCAACCAUCCUGUGGUCAUUGGUCCGUUCCAAAUUAUUCCCCGAAUUGGAGAACAGAACCCCAGAGGAACCCCCUGUGGAAAUCAAAGAUCCUCUCCCUGAGAAGCUACGUAACUCUGUGAGCGAGACGCUUCAUUCAGACCUCGUCAUGUGUCCCCUCAUGGCUGUGAUUACCUUCGCCAUCAGUGCCAGCACAGUUUUCAUUGCUCUUCAGCCGGCUCUCAGUUUUGUCUUAUACAUCCUGGCUGGAGUCAUAGGGUUCAUAACUCACUAUCUCCUGCCUCAGCUCCGCAAACAGCUGCCAUGGUUCUGUCUGGCACACCCUGUGCUUCGAUCCAGAGAGUACAGCCAGUUUGAGGUCCGAGAUGCUGCUCAACUGAUGUGGUUUGAGAAGCUAUAUGCAUGGCUACAGUGUGUGGAGAAGUACUUCAUCUAUCCAGCUGUGGUGCUGAACUCUCUAACAACUGAAGCCCGAACAGUUGGUCAGAAUCAUAAAGAGCUGGACAUCUACAGCCGUGCUCUCUUCAUCUCAGUCGCAGGAAUGAAGCUGCUGCGUUCUUCCUUCUGUACCCCGUCUCAGCAGUACGUGACCCUUUGCUUUACCACGCUCUUCUUUCACUGUGACUAUCCACACUUCUCAGAGACCUUCCUAAUCGACUACUACUUCAUGUCGAUCAUCUUCAGCAAGAUGUGGGACCUGCUGUACAAGCUACGCUUCGUUUUGACUUACAUAGCCCCAUGGCAGAUCACCUGGGGAUCCGCCUUUCAUGCUUUUGCUCAACCGUUUGCUGUUCCUCACUCUGCUGUGCUUUUCGUCCAGGCAAUCUUCUCUGCCAUUUUUUCCACACCCCUCAACCCCGUUCUAGGAAGCGCUGUGUUCGUCACCUCUUACACCAGACCUGUAAAGUUCUGGGAACGAGACUACAACACCAAGCGGGUUGAUCAUUCAAACACCAGACUUGCCACUCAGUUGGAUCGCAACCCAGGUGCUGAUGACAACAACUUAAACUCGAUUUUCUACGAGCACCUGACGCGCUCUCUGCAGCACAGCCUGUGCGGAGACCUGCUGCUUGGACGCUGGGGGAACUACAACACAGGCGACUGUUUCAUCCUGGCAUCGGACUACCUCAACGCUCUGGUGCACAUCAUUGAGAUCGGCAACGGCCUCGUCACCUUUCAGCUCAGGGGUCUGGAGUUCAGAGGUACCUACUGUCAGCAGAGGGAGGUAGAGGCUAUCACAGAGGGGGUGGAAGAGGACGAGGGCUGCUGCUGCUGUGAACCAGGUCAUCUGCCGCAUAUGUUGUCCUUCAACGCCGCCUUCGGGCAGCGCUGGCUGGCAUGGGAGGUGGCCGCCACCAAAUAUGUUCUAGAGGGCUAUAGCAUCAGCGACAAUAACGCAGCCUCCAUGUUGCAAGUAUUUGACCUGCGCAAAAUUCUCAUCACCUACUAUGUGAAGAGCAUCAUCUACUAUGUGAGUCGAUCCCCUAAGCUUGAGGAGUGGCUGAGCAAUGAGACCAUUCAGGAAGCUCUGCGGCCCUGCCUUGCACCCAGCUACGUGGACAGCGACCCCACCUUUAACUUGAACAUUGACGAGGACUAUGAUCACAGAGCCUCCGGCAUUACACCCUCCUCCUUCAGCAUGGUUUACCUCGACUGGAUCCAGUACUGCAACAGCAGGCGCCAAACGCCAGUAAAUUGUGAAAAAGAUUCUCCACUUGUCAACCUCUGUUUUGGCCUUUGUAUCCUGGGAAGAAGAGCUCUGGGCACAGCAUCUCAUAGCAUGUCUGCAAGUUUGGAGCCUUUUCUGUACGGCCUCCACGCCCUCUUCAAAGGAGACUUCCGCAUCACGUCGCCUAGGGACGAAUGGGUGUUUGCAGAUAUGGACCUACUGAAUCGAGUUGUGGCUCCAGGAGUUCGAAUGUCCCUCAAACUUCAUCAGGACCAUUUUACAUCCCCAGAUGAGUACGAGGAUCCGACGGUUCUGUAUGAUGCAAUCACUGCCAACGAAGAAAAGAUGCUGAUUUCACACGAAGGGGACCCGGUGUGGCGCAGCGCCAUCUUAGCAAACAUGCCGUCGCUGCUGGCACUGCGACACAUCAUGGACGACGGCAGCGAUGAGUACAAAAUCAUCAUGCUUAAUAAGAGAUUCCUCAGCUUCAGAGUCAUCAAGGUGAACAGAGAAUGUGUGCGUGGGUUGUGGGCUGGCCAACAGCAGGAGCUGGUUUUCCUGCGGAACCGCAACCCAGAGCGAGGAAGCAUCCAGAACGCCAAGCAGGCUCUGAGGAAUAUGAUUAACUCGUCGUGUGACCAGCCCAUCGGUUACCCCAUAUACGUGUCGCCCCUCACCACCUCGUACGCCGGGGGCCACAGUCAGCUCCGCUCUGUGUGGGGCGGCCCUGUCAGUCCACACAACAUUUACACGUGGCUCAUCAGUAGCUGGGACCGGUUGCAGAAAGGGUGUGGCGCCGGCUGUAACAGCGGGGGAAACAUCGAGGACUCUGACUGUGGAGGAGGCUCUGCUUCCAUUUCAAUGAACCCAGCCAUUCACACCACACAGAGCACCCCGGCCUCCAGCCUUCCUCAGCCACACAUCACCACCGUCCAGCCCUCCAUGGGUACAGAUAACCCUAUAGGCCCAAACCAGAGCUGGCCUCACCACCCUCAACCUCUCCCAUUAGCUCUACUCAGUCAAUCAGAGGGCAGGAUGGAGGCCAGCCUGCUCAGCUCUCUGCAGCGAACGUCAUCCAUCCAGGGGCUCCUUGGUCAGCAGCUCUCCAGCUCCCAGCUCUCCUUCAGCAGCUCCAUGGUUCCUCCACCUCUGCCGACCUCAGAGCGCUUCUGCCCGGCAACGCUACUGGUAAACUCAGGACACCGCGUGGGCCAGAGGAGCGGCCUGCUCUACGAGAGUCAUAUCGGCAAGUGGAGUUUUUCAGGCAAGAAGGGCUUUAAUGGACCAACUGCAGUGGAGAUGGAGGGGGUGCCGGUGCAGACGAUACGCACACAGCCUCCUCCUCCUUUGCCGCUACAAGAAGCCAGCCUGACCCAUGACCCCCUUGGAGCCACUCAGACAUGUGAUCCCACCCUGUUGGCUUCAGAGGACGCUCCCACUCCAAAAGAGGAAUCCACAGAGCUGCCUUUACUUGAUCACCUGCGCUGAGUUUUUGCACUGGUGACAUUUUCUACAAUGAAAGCACACCGUGGGACCGAAUCAGACCAAUUCCAGCUUCGGGUCUCAAUCCAUCUAAUGUUGUUGGGAUUCGUCAGUGCAGGAAAAAAAAAAAAAUCCCCAGCUGAGCCUGGGAGCAGGAAGGUCCCUCACAGCCAGAGCAGUUCAGCU
Cyprinodon tularosa is the source of this 7656-nucleotide messenger RNA. Its product is annotated as pecanex-like protein 1. The record is from RefSeq and is a predicted model, not a curated record. Bases 682 to 7476 code for a protein of 2264 amino acids. Gene Ontology annotation, cellular component: membrane. Lineage: Eukaryota; Metazoa; Chordata; Actinopteri; Cyprinodontiformes; Cyprinodontidae. The transcript has 36 exons.